Molecule: messenger RNA, 2890 nt
Organism: Eruca vesicaria subsp. sativa (arugula)
Lineage: Eukaryota; Viridiplantae; Streptophyta; Magnoliopsida; Brassicales; Brassicaceae
Source: the annotation of a GenBank genome assembly
AAAAAAAGAGAGAAUAUAAAAGGGGUCUUAUUCUUUUAUUUACGCUGCAUUCGCUCACAGAAUCUGAGAGAGAGAGAGAGAAAAGCCAGAGACGACGAAAGAGAGAGAGAGAGAGAUCGAAGAAGACGGCUUGGGAGGUUUCUUCGUCUUCUCUUCCAUGGAGUAUCGAUUAUUUGGCAGUCUCUCUUCUCUGUAUUUAAAUUAAAUCAAAAAUCAAAAUACGAUUAUCUACGAACCGAUUAAACAUCACUUUCUCCUCCUCUUCUCUUCAAAACUGCGAUCAGAUGAUUAUGUAAAAUCUCUGAGUUUGGUCUGUGGCGGAUAUGAUAUAUGAGAGAGAUUUCAUGAAACAUACAAUGCUUGAACACGACGCCGUUUUCAAGAAUCAGGUGCAUGAACUUCACCGUUUGUAUAGAGUACAGAGGAACUUGGUGGAUGAAGUAAAGGGAAAGAAUUCGAAUGAAGAAGGAAGCAGCUCUCAAGCUUGCAACGGUCGUUUGCCAAAUAAGAGAAGAAUGAUUGAUCUUGAGCUCCCAGCCAAUGAGUUUCUUGAUAUGGAUGAGACUGGUGAUACCGAUGAGAUUACAACUUGUCUUCCAUACAAACGGCUAAGAUCGGCAAGAGAGGAUGGUUCUCAUCAGAGCAACUAUUCUUCAGGGUCGUGCUUGGAUGUGAAGAACUCAAAUGGCUUAGCUGACUUGAAUGAGCCACUCAAUUGGCAAGAUUCGGAACCUGUUGCUGCUCUCUCCAGGUCCAGGGACAUGUAUUCUCAUUAUGGAAGAAGCGAUGCAGAUGUUCAAAGGCAGUGGUUAGAGAAAAACACUAGUCAAAAUGGAUGGAUGGUUCUUGGCGCAGGGCACGACAGAAGCACUCAGGGAGAUCUGCAUCUACCUUCCCAUUCUGCUCAAGUACGUUCAAACAGCGCAGUUCAACCUCUGAGCUAUCUCACAACUGAUCAUAACAAUGCAAGAUUCUCCCGGGAAAGAGGGUAUCCUGAGCUGGAAGUACGUGCGACGAAUCCUCAAGCUUCUUAUGAUAGCUACGUGGCAUCUAAUGCUCCAAGAUUACACAAUGACUACCGCCAUGACUUUGUCGGACCCUGGAGCCAAUGGUCUUCACCGUGGGAGAACCCUAGGAGCAGCUCACAUCAGAGAUCUUACCCAGUUCAAACGAAUCCCUACAAGAAAUUUGUUUCGCAUGCAAGGACAGAUUCAAGUUUUGAAAUGAGAAACCCUGUCCCUAACGGGAUUCAUCAUGGAUUCUCUUCAGGGUCGAAGGAGGCUACCUUUAGUUUCCCAUCAGGCGGCUUUAGACCAAAUGCUUCUUUAGGUGAGGUGGUGAAGCACCAGAGUUCUGAAAGCCUUCAAGGGCCAAAAAAGCAGGAAUCCUCAGCUGGGUUUCCUUGGCUAAAACCUAAGCCUUCUUACAAAAGUGAAAUAUCCAAUGGCUUCUUUGAUUUGAAUGUGUCGACUGAUCAAUUCGAGGGAACUGAUGCAGGAGACGGUCUGAAUGGUGUUUCUCCUCAGAAGGGAUUGGUAUCAUCUGCUUCAUACUCUAAUAAUGCCAACAUGGGAAGAUUUAAAAUGGUAUACCCACAGAGUAAUGUUCAACUUAUUGGGUGUCCACAGAAGGAGCAUGCUCCACUUAUCUCUCACUCCGCUGAUCAACAUAAGGAAGUAAAUCACUUGGUGAAGCGAGACUUCGAUAUCAACCUGCCAUGUGAUGCCUCGGUUUCUGCUGACCAGUAUGGUUCUAAAGCCUUUUGUGCCGAAAAGGAAGAAGGAAACAAAGCAGUCAACAAUAGACACUACAUUGAUCUGAAUUCAUGUGCUAGUGAAGACGAUGAAAAUUCCAGCAUGCAUCCCAGUCUGAGAGUGAAAACAAAAGGAAAUAGUUGGAUAGAUUUGGAAGCACCUCCCGCUCUCGAGAGUGAAGAAGAAGGAGGGGGCUCGCAGGAGAAAUCAGAAGAAGAAACUUGGGGAUUUAUGAAAGGCCAAGACGCUAACUCUUUGGAUGAACUCAUCAAGGAAGCAGCACAAGCAAUAGUCGCCAUCUCAUUAUCUGAUCACCAACGUCAUCCUGAUGACGCAGCUUCCUCUUCAGCUGAUACGGCUUCAAAAAGUCCGCUCUCCUGGUUUGCAGACUUUAUCACUUCUUGGGGUGAUGAGUUAGAAAGAAAGGUUGAUGGGUCUCCAGAAGCUACAGACUUUGAGGGUUACCGGGAAGAAUACACUUCCGGAGAGAUUGAUUACUUUGAAGCCAUGACCCUGAACUUACGUCCGACUAAGGAAGAAGACUACAUGCCAGAGCCCUUAGUCCCGAAGAAUCUGAUACUCGAAGGGACGGGUGUAAACAGGCUAAGAAGAGGACAAGCAAGACGAGGAAGACCAAAGAGAGAUUUCCAGAGAGAUACACUCCCUGGACUCUCUUCUCUAUCGAGGCAAGAAGUCACUGAAGAUAUGCAAUUGUUUGGUGGGCUUAUGAAAACCAAAGAGCACACUUGGAGUUCUGGAGUGGCUUCUCGACGGAACUCAAAAAGAAAACGAACGGUCACUAACAUAAGCCAAACUCAAGUUUGCCCGUCAACGGCACAGCAUGAGAACGUAUCAGUGGCUGGACUUGAAGAGAGUAAGCUAACAGGAUGGGGAAAAGCAACAAGAAGACCGAGAAGACAAAGGUGCCCUCCUGCAGGUAAUCCCGCAACUGUGAUCUAUACAUGAUAAAUUUAAUCGGAACUUGCCAAACCUUUUGAAACUUUAUUAUAGAGGGUACAAUUAUUAUACAAUAGAUUGAUCUCACCUUUGUUGGGGGUGUUGUAUAUCUUGUCUUCUGUAACAUGGGUUAAAACAUUAUAUGCUAUUUAUUUAAAGCCUGGUUGGGUAUAAAAACA